Carica papaya (papaya) is the source of this 2328-nucleotide messenger RNA. RefSeq names its product NPK1-related protein kinase 3 (gene NP3). Gene Ontology annotation, cellular component: cytoplasm. The record is from RefSeq and is a predicted model, not a curated record. Gene Ontology annotation, molecular function: ATP binding; MAP kinase kinase kinase activity. Gene Ontology annotation, biological process: protein phosphorylation; MAPK cascade. NCBI's taxonomy places the organism in Eukaryota, Viridiplantae, Streptophyta, Magnoliopsida, Brassicales, Caricaceae.
AUUUCUACUGUCUGCCUGCUUCAAACUCUCUCUGCGAAUCAGCAAAGCCCUAAACCCAAACGGCCAUAUUAAUGAUAUAAAAAUGCAAGACAUCAUCGGAUCAGUUCGUCGAUCCCUCGUUUUCCGGUCUACAUCAGGAGAUGAUGGCGGAGGAUUCAGCGGCUUCGUUGAGAAGAUUGGUUCCAGCAUUCGAAAAUCGCGCAUCGGCUUCUUCCCCAGGCCGCCGGUACCGGCUUUUCCGUCACUUAAAAAGGAUGAAGCACCAGCGAUCCGGUGGAGGAAGGGCGAGUUAAUCGGUUGUGGCGCGUUUGGCAGAGUCUACAUGGGCAUGAACCUCGAUUCUGGAGAGCUUCUCGCUGUUAAACAGGUCUUGAUUGCGGCAAGUAGUGCUUCCAAGGAGAAAACUCAGGCUCACAUAAGAGAGCUCGAGGAAGAAGUUAAGCUCCUGAAGAAUCUGUCGCACCCAAACAUAGUGAGAUAUUUGGGGACUGCAAGAGAGGAUGAUUCUUUGAACAUCUUGUUGGAAUUUGUUCCUGGCGGUUCUAUCUCAUCAUUAUUGGGAAAAUUCGGAUCUUUUCCUGAGUCUGUUGUAAGAAUGUACACUAAGCAGCUACUGUUGGGACUUGAAUACCUACACAAGAAUGGCAUUAUGCAUAGGGAUAUCAAGGGAGCAAACAUUCUGGUUGAUAACAAAGGAUGCAUUAAACUUGCAGAUUUUGGUGCAUCAAAAAAAGUUGUGGAGCUGGCUACUAUUAACGGUGCGAAGUCAAUGAAGGGUACUCCAUAUUGGAUGGCUCCUGAAGUUAUUCUCCAGACUGGACAUAGCUUCUCUGCUGAUAUAUGGAGUGUUGCAUGUACUAUGAUUGAAAUGGCUACAGGAAAGCCUCCGUGGAGCCAGCAGUAUCAGGAGGUUGCUGCUCUUUUCCAUAUUGGGACAACUAAAUCUCACCCACCUAUCCCUGAACAUCUAUCCGUGGAGGCAAAAGACUUUUUAUUAAAAUGUUUACAGAAAGAACCUGACUUAAGGCCAUCUGCAUCAGACUUACUGCAGCAUCCAUUUGUCACUGGAGAGCACCUGGAAGCUCAUCCUGUGUUCUGUAAUUCUACUAUGGAACUUGGGAAUUUGAUUGCAACACCUGGGGUGAAUCCUAGGAAUUCAAUGAGUCCUGUGAUCAGAAGAUCAUCCUGCAUAGUGGGCAGUGUCAGGUGCUCCACCAUAUGUCCUGAGAAUUUAUCUCAAACUGGUACCUACUGGGGAGCAGAACAUUACGACGAUGACAUGUGUCAGAUAGAUGAUAAAGAUGAUUUUUGCAGUGCAGCGGUAAAGUUUCCCUCAGUCUUGGCAUCUUCUGAUUUGAAUAAGAGCUUCAACCCUGUGUGUGAACCCAUGGAUGAUUGGCCUUGCAAGUUUGAUGAGAGUCCAGAGGUGAAAAGUAAUGGAUUGAACUUAUCUUCUCAAUCAUUACAAAGUAAUGCUGAAAGCCCUGGAGUAACUUGUAAGGAAGAAAGUGAUUUCACAUUUCCCAGUGGUGUCUCAGCAGCUGAGGGUGAUGAUGAAGUAACAGAGUCCAAAAUAAGAGCCUUUUUGGAUGAAAAGGCUCUAGAUCUAAAGAAACUACAAACACCUCUGUUUGAGGAGUUCUAUAACACAGUGAACGCUGCUGGUCCUCCUAGCGCAAUUGGAAUUGCCAACAGUGAGAAUUUAUCAAAUUUAUGUCCUAAAAGCAGAUUGCCGAAUCGAGUACCUAGCAGAAGGCUUUCUGCAGCUAUUGAUGCUGUUGACUCUGCUGGUCAUCUGAGUCAUUACAUGCGUGCAUCAAAUAUAAAUGGAUUGCACGAUAGAGCUCUACAGGAAAUUCAGCCACCUCAGCAUGGAGAGUGGAAAGAGCUUCUUCUUGGUGAGCAGCAGGCAAUAAUUCAUCCCAGCAUGAACUUCUCUGAGAGGCAGAGGAAAUGGAAAGAAGAGCUUGAUGAAGAGCUUGAAAGGAAAAGAGAGAUGUUGCGCCAAGCUGGUGUUGGAGGGAGGCCCUCAUCUCCAAAGAAUCAGAUUCUGACUCGACACAGAGAGCGGUUAACGUUUGCAUUCCCCGGGAAAUAAACUGUAUGUUCCUCUCUUCUGUAUCAGUGCCUAAUCGGAAAAAAUAUAUUAUGCUUUUCCAUUGGGAGUGUUAUGUAUGUAGUCAUAAUUUAUAUGGUGCAUAAUAAUUCAUAGUGCGCAUUCUUCCCUCUGCUCAAAUGGCAGGGAGUGCAACCUCUCCACCCUUCUGUAUUAUGUCUUCGUGGUCCUAUUAGGACAUUUUAUAUAAUGGUAUCUAUUUAUGUUUUUUC